This is a messenger RNA of Penicillium cosmopolitanum, 606 nucleotides long. Its product is annotated as germin family protein. The coding region runs from base 1 to 606 and encodes 201 amino acids. The transcript has a single exon. The record is from RefSeq and is a predicted model, not a curated record. Gene Ontology annotation, cellular component: cell wall. Lineage: Eukaryota; Fungi; Ascomycota; Eurotiomycetes; Eurotiales; Aspergillaceae. Gene Ontology annotation, molecular function: manganese ion binding.
AUGUUUCUCCAGUUAAUUUCAAUCGCUAUUCUUUCCUUCAGUGGAAUUGCCGCUGCCAUCGACCUCACCCUGACACAACAACUUAUGCUUGCACCAAGUCGCCAUGCCAGAUAUGAGUUACUGAAGGAUGAAGAUUUUGUCUUCGACUUCGGCAAAGGUCCCAGCAGCGAGCUUGUUAAUGGCGGAUAUCUUGUUGAUGCGACAAGCGAGACCUUCCCUGCCUUGGUUGGUCAAGGUGUUGGAAUGGCUGUCGGUAUCUUGGGUCCUUGCGGAUUCAAUACCCCUCAUGUACACGUUGGAGGCACCGAAUUCAACAUUGCGCUCAACGGAACAUUUCAAACAUUUUUAGCGCUUGAACCCCCGACCACAGACUCCGGUGCUCCUCCAAGAGUUGUCAAUCUGACCAUGAAUACUCUCCAAGCUACCAUCUUCCCUCAAGGCUCACCGCAUAUGGAGUUCAACCCCAGCUGUGAAACACGCGCAUUCGUCGCCGCAUUUGGCACGGAUGAUUUUGGUCGGACGCAGGAGUUUGAAGCUCUUUUCUCUGUACCGGAUGAUGUACUUGAAGAUAGUCUCGGCGAUUCCUCUCAGUCGCUCGCAGAUUGA